This is a messenger RNA of Funneliformis mosseae, 201 nucleotides long. NCBI's taxonomy places the organism in Eukaryota, Fungi, Glomeromycota, Glomeromycetes, Glomerales, Glomeraceae. The record is from the annotation of a GenBank genome assembly.
AUGAUUGGAUUGAAAAAGAUUACUUCAAUAAAAGAGGCAAAUAAUAUGUUUGCAAAAAAUAUUAAUCCACGAAAGACAGAUCUACUUGUUAUAUGUUUAUUAGACGGAUUGGAAAUAAUGAAUACUGAAGUCUCAGAAUCUCCCUUUAAAGUCAUACGAGAACACACAGUCAGAGAUGCUAAAAAGUUGCUUAUGAUGUCU